AUGCGUUCCAGGCUAUGGCCCUUUUGGUUUUCACUCCUUUAUUUUUUAUCAUUAUCAGAAGUUGUUGCACAACGUAAUGCCACCUGCUCGGGAACGGUUGUUCUUAAUGCAACGAAAGACUUCCAAUAUCUUACGACACCAAAUUAUGAGACGAGCUAUAAGUAUCCUGCUUUUUUAGACUGCAAGUUUUUUAUUAAAGCUCCUGAUAAAUCACGUGUUGUCAUUGAUAUAAUUGACUUGGAAAUGGAACCACGGAUAUUCGAAGAAUGUUCCGAUUUUGUUGGAUUGUCAGAAGAUGUGACCGAAAAGAACUUUUCAAGAAUCAUUACGCUCUGUGAGAGUUUGCGGAUGCGGCAGUUCAUAUCAACAUCAAAUACCAUUACUGUCAUUUUUCAAUCUGAUGAAUUGUUUGAAUUUCGUGGUGCUAGGUUAAGCUAUCGUUAUUAUGCUGACAUCCAGUUGAAUUAUUCGGCAACGCCAUCCGCAGAUACUGUCGAAGACCAUCCAGCGACUUCUGAUUCCACUUCUCCAAGAUGA
Molecule: messenger RNA, 537 nt
Organism: Caenorhabditis remanei
Lineage: Eukaryota; Metazoa; Nematoda; Chromadorea; Rhabditida; Rhabditidae
Exons: 5
Coding region: 1-537 (178 amino acids)
Biological process (GO): negative regulation of inflammatory response
Source: RefSeq, a predicted model, not a curated record